Trematosphaeria pertusa is the source of this 291-nucleotide messenger RNA. RefSeq lists its product as uncharacterized. The record is from RefSeq and is a predicted model, not a curated record. The coding region runs from base 1 to 291 and encodes 96 amino acids. NCBI's taxonomy places the organism in Eukaryota, Fungi, Ascomycota, Dothideomycetes, Pleosporales, Trematosphaeriaceae. The transcript has a single exon.
AUGCUGGGGCGCAUCAUGGUGGGCAAGCUGGUCGAGGGCAUGGGCGGCGCGGACGUCGCGGACGUGCUGCGCGGCGUGCCGCUGCCGAGCGACCCCGGGAGCGGGGUGGCGGAUGCGGUGGCGUGGGUGGGGCGCGCGCUGGAGGAGCUGCAGAGGGUGGGGUGUGCGGAGCGGUUUAGCGUCGAGGCGUUCAUGGGCGAGGCGGUGGGGUUUGCGGCGCAGUGGGCGGGGAGGGGGAAGAGGGGAGAGCCGGAGAAGGUUAAUUAUACGUGGAGUCGCACGUUUCCUUGA